GGUGGAUGACAUUCCUCCAGGAAUAUCACUGCUUCCUGAUAACAUUCUUCAGGUCCUCAGGCUCCAGCUGCUACAGUGUGUCCAGAAAAUGUCAGAUGGACUAGAAGAGCAGCAGCAGGCUCUGUCACUUUUACUUGUGAAAUUCUUUAUCAUCCUUUGCAGAAAUUUGGCUAAUGUGGAGGAGAUUGGGAUGUGUUCGUACAUUAACCAUGUUAUCACCAUGACUACAUUAUACAUUCAACAGGAAAAACUUAGUACAAUUGAUAUGGCCAGAAUAAGGAAUCCUUCUCGUUUUUAUUUACUGCAAUCAGAAUGCUUUCAAGAAAGUGAACAUCUCAAGGAAAGCUUAAAAUGUUGCCUGCUACAUCUCUUUGGAGCUAUUGUGGCUGGUGGUCAGAGGAAUGCUCUUCAAGCAGUAUCUCCUGCCACCAUGGAAGUCUUGAUGCGUGUUUUAGCAGACUGUGACAACUGGGAUGACAGGAACCCUGAGGAAGUGAGCAGGAAGGCAGAGCUGACUCUGAAGUGCCUGACAGAAGUUGUCCAUAUCCUUCUAACCAGCAGUUCUGACCAGCGGCAAGUGGAGACGAGUACAAUAUUGGAGAACUAUUUCAAGUUGCUUAAUUCAGACCAUUCAGCUUUACCUAAUCCAAGGCGAUGCAGGCAGUGGGAGAGCAGGUUCAUAGCACUACAGAUCCAAAUGCUGAAUACCAUCACAGCCAUGUUAGACUGCACAGAUAGGCCUGUUCUGCAGGCAAUUUUCCUUAACAGUAACUGCUUUGAGCAUCUCAUUCGACUGUUGCAGAACUGCAAGCUGUUUUUAAAUGCUAACAAUAAAGUGGCAGACAAGAGUGAGAAAGACCUUGCCAACAAAUUACUGACAGAAAUGAAUGAGGACCAGGUGUUUCAGGGACACCUAGACUGCUUGGCAGUAUCAACCAUUCAAGCCCUCACAGCAGUAAUGCACAAGUCUCCGGCUGCUAAGGAGGUCUUCAAGGAGAGGAUUGGUUAUGCACACAUAUAUGAGGUACUAAAAUCACUGGGUCAACCCUCACGGGAAUUGCUGGAAGAACUCAUGAAUAUGGCUGUUGAAGGUGACCACAUGGCUGUUGGGAUACUAGGCAUUAGUAAUGUCCAGCCCUUAUUGCUGCUUAUCCAGUGGCUUCCAGAACUAGAAUCACAUGACCUGCAGAUUUUCAUCUCAAAUUGGUUGAGGCGAAUCUGCUGUAUUAACAGACAGAGUCGUGCCACGUGUGUCAAUGCAAACAUGGUCAUCCGUAUCAUUGAGACACUAAAUUCCCACUCUGCGCUCCAUUGUACUUGUGCAGAGAACCUGAUAGCCCUUCUGGGCUCUUUGGGGAGCCAGUCAAUGGGCUCAGAAGAACUGCUUCAACUAAUACGGCUUCUGAGGACUGAGGAACCAAAACGAGCUCACCCUUAUGUUGUUCCAGUGAUGCGAGCCAUUCUAGCAAUGGCCCGGAAGCAGGGCAUGGCAAGUGCCUUGCAGUAUUUCAACUUGUACCACAGCAUGGCCGGAAUUGCUGUUCCAUCAAUUCAUAAGUGGCCAGGCUCUGCAUUUUCUUUCAACGCUUGGCUCUGCCUUGACCAGGACCGGGUGGACCCUAGCACGACUAGCAAAAGUGGCAAGAGGAAGCAACUCUAUAGCUUUUUUACAGGAAGUGGUAUGGGUUUUGAAGCAUUUAUUACAUACUCUGGGGUAUUGGUGGUCGCAGUUUGCACGAAGAGGGAAUAUGCAACAGUGAUGCUGCCUGACCAUUGUUUUUUUGACUCUCUCUGGCACAACAUAACUAUUGUUCACAUGCCUGGAAAGAGGCCUUUUGGUCAGAGCCUUGUGUACAUCUACGUCAAUGGACAGCAGAAGGUCUCUGCCCCACUUCGAUUCCCUGCCAUGAAUGAAUCUUUUACUUCUUGCUGCAUUGGUUCAGCUGGUCAAAGAACAACAACUCCUCCUCCAUCUCAGAUACCAGAUCCACCUUUUUCCUCCCCUAUUAUGCCCCAUCGGACAUCACUUGGGGGCAUUCUCUCUACAGGAAGUUGGGGUGGGGUGCUUGGAAAACCAGAGCUCAUCACCAAGAUGAUCUCAGCGGGGACUCAGGACAGUGAAUGGGGAUGUCCAACGUCUUUGGAGGGCCAGCUUGGAUCAGUUAUCAUCUUUCAUGAGGCACUGCAACCUCCUCAGGUGAAAGCAUUAUAUUUAGCAG
Molecule: messenger RNA, 2219 nt
Organism: Fulmarus glacialis (Northern fulmar)
Lineage: Eukaryota; Metazoa; Chordata; Aves; Procellariiformes; Procellariidae
Product: neurobeachin-like protein 1
Exons: 12
Source: RefSeq, a predicted model, not a curated record